CCGCUAAUCUUCAAGAGGAAUAGCAUUCCGUUUACCCAAAGUAUGGCGUCUGGCUCUCCUAACCCGCAAAGGCCCAAACCAAACAUCAGAGUUGAAGAAUAGAAUAGAUUGAUUUUAGCUUUUUAUUUCGACUGAGGCCUCAUUGUUCUUUCAAUUUAAUGGCUCGACGUCGGCGACUCAAAACCCUACCGGAUGCAAGUAGGGAUUUAAUACGUGAGCUGCCGGUAGAGGUAAAGGACAGAAUUUUGGAGUGUUUGCCCACCCGAGAUGCCGCCAGAACUGCUCUACUCUCAAGGAACUGGAAUCAUGUUUGGUUGCAGCAUGAGCGGCUUACGUUCGAUUACGAAUUCGUGCAAAGUGUCCAGAAACAGUGCCAAGAUGAUGACGGUAGAACCUUCGUGAACAUAAUCAAUAGUAUCCUCUUUUCCCGUGCUGGGCCUGUUAGGAAGUUUACUAUACAGAUAGACACUAAAUAUGAUCCAUCGCCGCAGCAAUCUGAUUUUGAUAAGUGGUGUCUUUUUCUGUCAAGAAAUGGUGUCGAAGAACUUAACAUAUCUUUAUAUAGUUAUCAAACUCAUCAGCUGCCAUUUUGUCUACUCUCAUGCAGGACAAUUAAGAAACUGAUAGUCGAAGGUCUCUUUAUUGAUUUGCCUGUAAAUGCUUGUGGUAUAUUUUCCAAUGUCACUUCAUUAGCUUUCUUGAAUGUUACAUUUGGUGUUAAUGGAAUUGCCUCUAGUAUUAGUACUCCUAAGCUUGAGAAGCUAGCUUUUGAGUAUUGUGGAGGGAUCAAUAUGUUUGAGAUCAGCCCUCCAAAGCUUGAAAUCUUGUCUGUUAUUGGUUCUGUGGUUGAUUUGAGAUGGUUGACACCACAUUUGAAAGCCAUUAAGACUCUUUGGUUGUGUGGCUCUUCGUUGGAGGAUAUGGAUGUAUCUCAGUUUCCAACUGCAAUAAAUCUGCGAGUGCUGAAGCUAUAUAGAUUACGUUUUGGUUAUGGGGAUCAGCUCCCCGUUUUUAUACAAUUGCUUCAAAAAUUCCCUAACCUAUGUGAACUGCAAAUUAUGGCAACUGAGGAUGACAAUGAACUGAACGAUGAAGCAUUUGAGGAUCCAAAUGGUCUCUUAUUUAUUCAAGAGCUGCAGAUGCUUAACACAAUUAAGAUUGAAGCAUUCAGUAACCAAUCCGUAAUGGAAAUGCUUUUUAUGAAAACGCUGCUCUCAAAAUCCCCUGCGCUAGAGAAAGUUGUUAUUGUGAAGUCUUGGGGUAGUAAUGCCUCUGAGGUGGUGAGAAAAAUCCAAAGAAAGUUGGAAUGCUUCCCUCAUGCAUCUCCAAAUGCACAGAUUGUCUGCGCUGGCAAUUACUAUGCGGGUAUGGAUGAGGACUGGAUGGAUACCCAUGGUGUUAGGUUUUUAGAUUUCGCAGUAUGGUGAAUCUCCAUCGGUUCUAUUUGGUUGCAGCUUAGAAAUGUAAGCAAAGGUUGUGUUGGAAGCUGAAAUGUUUUCUAAGUUGUUCAGCAUGAGGUAUUUGUAAUCAUCAAGCAUUCUGGGCAAU
This is a messenger RNA of Ipomoea nil (Japanese morning glory), 1548 nucleotides long. Its product is annotated as F-box/FBD/LRR-repeat protein At1g13570-like. NCBI's taxonomy places the organism in Eukaryota, Viridiplantae, Streptophyta, Magnoliopsida, Solanales, Convolvulaceae. Gene Ontology annotation, molecular function: protein binding. Bases 159 to 1427 code for a protein of 422 amino acids. The record is from RefSeq and is a predicted model, not a curated record. The transcript has 4 exons.